Molecule: messenger RNA, 608 nt
Organism: Melanaphis sacchari
Lineage: Eukaryota; Metazoa; Arthropoda; Insecta; Hemiptera; Aphididae
Exons: 3
Coding region: 103-513 (136 amino acids)
Source: RefSeq, a predicted model, not a curated record
ACGUACAAUUGUACAGAAGUGUUAAAAUAACAAACUAUAAAUAACUGUAAUUAUAAUCAUAAUAUAUUACAACAUUGUUGUAUCGCGUGUGUGACCGUCAUCAUGGAACAAGACGAACCGUGUCUGGCCCCACAACUGUGCAUCCGUUGUCGGUCGUACGAUCUCGGCCGACAUGUCGCGGUCGUGUCCAACGCAGACCCGUGCACGUGCACAGACGACGAGACGUGUCCGCACAACAAGAAGACCACCGCGCUGCAGCUGUUGGUCCUCAGAAAAAAAAAGACAAGUCUGCAGCAUCAGCAAGCGUUGUCGACAACGGACGGAGCAGACAAGACGAUUGACCGUGGCGAGGAAUCGGACGAACAUCAUGACGACGACGACGACGACGACUGCUCCUCUUCGUCGUCGUGUAGCACUACGUCCUGCUCGUCCUGCAGCAGUAGUGAUACUACUACGUCAGAAUCCGAAGAAAACGAUUCAAUUACCUGUAUAUCGGCCGAUUUGCGGCAAUAACACAAGCGUUUCGGAAUACUUUGCUUUUCUUUUGGCCGCUGUUGCUAUCCCCGCUUCUGCUGUUGCUGCUGCUGCUGUUGCUGCUGCUACUACUG